Messenger RNA from Raphanus sativus (radish), 2648 nucleotides. RefSeq lists its product as uncharacterized. The record is from RefSeq and is a predicted model, not a curated record. Bases 112 to 2370 code for a protein of 752 amino acids. The transcript is spliced from 6 exons. NCBI's taxonomy places the organism in Eukaryota, Viridiplantae, Streptophyta, Magnoliopsida, Brassicales, Brassicaceae.
CAAACCCUUAUUCCUUUAUAACAAAGGAAAACAUUCAUCUUCACCACCACCUCUCCGUUACUCGAUCACACCAAGAAAUUCGAUCUCGAGAAAGUGAAGCGAGCUCUAGAGAUGGAAGAAGCCUUAUUUUGUUCUCCUGAACGAAGCCCAUUCGACCACAAAGAAACCCACAAUUUUCUCAAGAAAAUCGAGACUGAAGAUCGUCCAGAAAAAAGUGACUACAAAGACUCAGAGAAUACAUAUGAUCUUGCCAAAGAAUUAUUCGAAGAAUCUGAUCACAUCAAGGCAUUGGAGAUAACCGAGAAAACCAUCUCUGAUCAUGACCUGAAGAAAUCAUGCUCUCCUCACCACCAACUACAAGGUGACAUCUUCUUUUCUCUAGCAAGAAAAGCAGAUACUAAAGACAUCAAAUGUGUAUACUUGUUUGCUUCUGUCGAUGCUUACUCGAUGUCUAGUCUUCUAUGUCCUGACUCUGUAAGCUCCUUCUAUGGCUGUGCUCGUUCGCUGAUUGAAUUGGGUGACCAGCUCGGGAUAAACAGCUUUUAUAAGAAAGCCGAGUCCAAGGCUAGACAUGGAUUAUCCGUGAAGAUGCUUAAACCUCAAGAAAGUUAUGAUCAUCAGUUCAUAAAAGAUGAUUUGAAGGCAGAACUUGAGGCUUUAAUCAAUCUUGCAAUAUGGAAGAUGAAUAUCAAUGAGGCAAUGCUUGUGUCAAGUAAUGUGGCUAGCCAGAUGAAAGAACAGGGCAAGGUAGAUACUUACGUUAUUGAUAGAUUGAAGGACUUGUGGGGUAAGCUAGAUGAAAAGACCAAAAGGGAAUUUUUGGUAGUAGACAGCACAAGUCUUGUAGACUAUUUACAUGAUGAUAACAUAUAUGACAAGAAAAUGAUUGAACACAUUUCCAAAUGCCUAUGCGUGGAUGAUGAACUUGGCUGGAGAUGGUGGAAGUGCCGCAUUUGUCCUCAGGUAAAUUAUUGUUUCACUGAUUGCAAGUGGCACAUUUUAGAUAAGCAUGUACACGAGUUUCUACCCCGAAACUGUUCUCGUCCUAUGCGUGUGGAUAAGUUUUUAGCUGACAUGAUACGUUGUGGGGAAUGGGAGCCUGUGGAUACAUCAAGGGCAGUAGAUCUGAUCAAGGCCAGAAUUAAGGGUAGGGAAGAGUUUAUUUAUGUUCAUGGAUGGUGUAAUGAUUGGCCUGUAGCCAAGGAUGAAGAGCGGAAAGAAAUACUCAGACAGUUUGCUGAGGUUCUGAAAUCUUCUUGCUCCAAUGAUACUCUUCCAUGUAGCCUUUGGGACUGGUUGAUUGAUUACACAGAAGAGAAUGUGAAUCUACCUCAAGUUCAUGGGUUCUAUCUUGAUAGAUGGAGCUUCUUUAAGAACCCUCAGUGCAUCUGCUUCUUAGAUCUCAGCAGCCUUAAACACAUACUCGAAUAUGUUAAGCAGUUCACCACAGAUGUUCGCACAGGAUUAGUUUUAGCGGUAGUUGAUCGGUUAGGAGAAAAGUCCCUGGUCAAUGAAAGAACUGGAGGUUUUAAUCUGCUUCUGGAUGAGAGAUUGUUGUAUGAAGGAGAGCAUGAUUUUGAUGACUUAGGUUCAGUAAUAAGGACUUCUAAGUCCACUGGAAUUUAUGAGCAUGUAAUACCUAAGGGUGAUGAGAUUGUCUCUUGGGUUCUAGACUGCCCAGUAAUCGAUACAAAUUUCGUGUCUCAAGUGGCAGAAGGCGUACACAACCUUGAGAUAUGGUUAGCAGUUUUGAGAAUAGUACGGUCCACGGCUAGGAAAGAGGUAAGCUACUAUAGUAAGAGAGACAAGCUGCAAACAUAUGGUAAGAUGUUGAGUGAGGCUGAAGCCCUUUGUGACAAAGAAGACAUGUGGAUGAAUGCUAAUCAGAGGAGCAGAUACGCAUUGACGUUUAGAAGUGUGUGUGAGCGGCGUGUAACUCAAGAUAGUGCUACCAAAUGUUGUUUCUUAAAUGUGGUAAGAGAUGUUCUUCAAGGGGCAGAAUCUCCAAGAUUCGAAGUAUUACAAGACAAAGAAUUCAUGGAGUGUAUAUCUGAGCUCUCUACCACUGUUCAAAAUGAUGUUAUUAGAAGAAGUAUGUGUAAGCUAAGAAAGUGGCUGAAUGAGAAGCUCGUUUUGAUUGAUUCAAAGAUUUUACUAAAUGAGUGGACGUACAAAAAGUUACAUGCAUUCGCAAAGUUAUCUGCAAUUGAUAAUCGCUUAGUGGUCCUUCCGGUGGUAAAGAUGUUCUUACAGGAUAAACUGAAGAGCAUGCUGAAAACACAUAAGAGAAAGAUUACAACAGCUGCUGCAGGAGCUUCUGCUAAGAAGGGACGAAGUACUCAAACGAGGGAUAGAAGAGUUUUUCUAUAAGUAGGUGUUGUUAAGAAGAUGGUAUUUUAUAUCCUUUUGGUUUUCCCAUUUUCACGUUAGCUUUUUCUUAUACCAGUCAAGUAGUACAACAUCAGUUUCUUAUAGCGUGGCGGGUCUUUAAUUCAGUGGAAAUACUUUAAAAAGUAAAGCAAACUGAACUUUUUUACUUUGUUUUAGGAUCAGAUGCAUGCAAGUUCUAUAUGUUUCUUUAAUAUUUUUUUCGAUUCUUUGUGACAUUGCCACCUUUUUUGUGACAUUGCAACUAUAUCUACUGUUCU